Messenger RNA from Alternaria conjuncta, 954 nucleotides. RefSeq lists its product as uncharacterized. NCBI's taxonomy places the organism in Eukaryota, Fungi, Ascomycota, Dothideomycetes, Pleosporales, Pleosporaceae. Gene Ontology annotation, biological process: DNA repair. The transcript has 3 exons. Gene Ontology annotation, cellular component: nucleus. The record is from RefSeq and is a predicted model, not a curated record. Bases 1 to 954 code for a protein of 317 amino acids.
AUGCCUCCACGAAGAUCACGUCAGGUGGCAACUCAAGCAUCCUCGCCAGUGCCAAUACAGUCACAACGACGGAGGCGAGAUGACACCCCCGAAGAUGAAGAUAUCGACAUGGAGGACGCUAUCAGAGAGGCGCAGGGCAGCGGCAGCGUUGAUCAGCUAGCAAAGGGACUGGUGCGCUAUGCCUUGUCGUGUGAGCAUUCACGGAAGCCAAUAAAGCGCGCCGACAUCAACGAGAAGGUCCUGGGCUCCUAUACUCGCCUGUUCAAGGACGUCUUUUCACAAGCGAACAGCCAGCUCAUGGACGUCUUUGGGAUGCAGUUCGUCGAGCUGCCGAAAGCGGACAAGGUCACGCUGCGACAGAAGCGCGCGGCCGCCGGCUCGGAAUCCCAAAGCAAGUCGACCGGCAUAUGGGUCCUCCAGACUACCCUACCCGAGCAGUACCGCAUACCAGACAUCAUCGGCCCCUCGCGACCAUUAGCAGCCGACUCGGAAGAGAUAAAUCGAGAAGACUCGUACGUCGGGCUGUACACAAUGGCUAUCGCCCUCAUCAUUGUAUCCGGCGGUAUAAUCCCAGAAGGCAAGCUAGACCGUGCUCUCAGGCGCAUGAACGCAGACCAGACGACGCCUGUUGGUACCAAAGACAAGACGCUUGCGAACAUGGUCAAAGACGGGUAUAUUGUCAAGAUCAAAGAGACACCGGGCGGGGGCGAGGAGACGAUCGACUACAUAGUCGGGCCUCGCGGCAAGGUCGAGGUUGGACGAGAGGGCGUCGCGCAGUUUAUACGGAUGAUGUUUGGGGAAAGUGAGGACGUGGAGGAGCUGGAGAAGAAGUUGCAGCGGACACUGCAGGUGGCGGACGCCCUCAGUGACAGUGCGCCGGUCGAGGCGACUCAAGGUGCAUCGCAGGCGGCAGGGCGCAAACGCGGGCGGCCGAGGAACGACGACGACGAGUAG